AUGACCACGGGAACGGAGACGGGUAUGGCAGACGAAAUCACCAUUACAAUCGAUGGCGUUGAUGUUACGACCACGCCGGACAAGAUGGUCAUUCAGGCGGCGUCCGACGCAGGGAUUUACAUUCCGUACCUGUGCUACUAUCCCGGCAUGAAGCCGUUCGGCGCUUGCCGCAUGUGCGUGGUUACGGCAGAAGCGCCCGACCGCGAAGGCAACUACCGCCCGCUGCCGGGCAGUCCCGCUUCCUGCACGACGCCGGUGAUGCCAGGGAUGCGAGUAACGACCAACUCGGACGACAUCGUGGAACUGCGGCGCGGCAUCAUGGACUGCUCAUAUCGGAGCAUCCGCACGGCUGCCUGA
Messenger RNA from Geodia barretti, 357 nucleotides. Lineage: Eukaryota; Metazoa; Porifera; Demospongiae; Tetractinellida; Geodiidae. The record is from the annotation of a GenBank genome assembly.